This is a messenger RNA of Drosophila teissieri, 3960 nucleotides long. RefSeq lists its product as uncharacterized. The transcript has 7 exons. Gene Ontology annotation, cellular component: condensin complex; condensed chromosome, centromeric region. Gene Ontology annotation, molecular function: histone binding. The record is from RefSeq and is a predicted model, not a curated record. Lineage: Eukaryota; Metazoa; Arthropoda; Insecta; Diptera; Drosophilidae. Gene Ontology annotation, biological process: meiotic chromosome condensation; mitotic chromosome condensation.
GGACGCCUAAAAUGUAAACAUGUCGGAAUUGAAUCGUAUUUUUAGUGAUUUAAAAGUUUACUAUCAGCCGCAUGUGCAGUGGGUGGAUGUGGAGGACUGGUUGUACGGCGAUGAAGCUGAGGACGAACCGUUGCAGCGGCGGGCCAAGAAGUUCUGGUCCAUGGCCAUGUGCCUACAGGACAUUGGCCACCAGGAGACGCAGCUGCAGUUGCUCCGGGAUUUGUCCGGCGUCAUACGGUCCAUGCGAGACGAGAACCAGGCCAGCUAUAGCAACACCCACGACAAUUGGUCCAGUUUAAUCGGGGUUUCUCCAGCGCAAGGCUAUCUGGCGUACAUAUAUUCGCUUGUGAGCCUGGUCAUUCCGCCCGAGCAUGUGCAACAGGCUGCUCCGAAAACCCUAAAUGAGAACCUCAAUCUGCAGCUAGCCCUCAAUGCGGCGAGCACCUACCUGCUCACUCUGACCAUUCCUGGAGCCAAGAGCUUUGGCGUCUUCGACGAGGAUGUGAUCGAACAGGUUCUUAAGAUCUUCCGGCUGCUGGAAGUGAAUAACAACAAGAGCGUUCGUGCAAACAUCAUCUGGAUGUUCUUCCUGACCAUCUGCGAUGAUCUGAAGAUCGUCUUUCGCUAUGUGCACUUCAAGGAGCACCUUAAGCCGCGCGACAGGAUCAUUCGCUGCCUGUUGGAGGUGCUCUACAUGAACUUUAAAGUGGGAUAUCAAAAUACAUGUGCUCCCGGCUUGCAUGGCAAGUGUUUUGAGCUCUUCGGGGAAAUAGCAAACGAACACAAUGGAGAUGUCUACGAAACUCUUCACUUGAUAAUGCGACAGACCUUUCCGAUGCACGUUUAUACGGACAGUCCCCAGAUAAUUGGAGCAGGACGUCGAGGAGGAACGAUGCAAAACGGGGAGCACAUAUCGGACUGGUUCAUCCAACUCAUAGACAAGUAUCCCGACAUUGUGAUCCGUAUCCUGCACUUUUACAUUGAGUGUGUGGUUCCAACCCCAUUAAAGCGGUGAUGGAAAAGCAACGACGAGAAGGUGGCUAUAGGCUAUGCAGCCAAGUACGACAGGGUUCUGUUCACCAAGUGCAACAAAUCCUGCGCAGAUUUUGUCCUGGAAGCCGUAAAAGCAGACGAUGCUGUGGGCAUUCAAACGCGUGCUCUGGAUCUGAUCGAGAAGAUCCUCUUGCAGCAAAGCGAGGUGGAGUGGACCAUCUUCCGCUACGAGGUGUCCAAGGUACCCAGGGAGGUUCUGCUCCUGAGGGAGGUGAUGCGUUGCCUCAACGAUCGCACAUUAACUGUUCGCCGGAAGGCGUGUCAAGUGCUCAUCCUGGCCCUGAAACAAGGAUCUCCCAUGACGAAAAAAAUUCUACAGGAAAGCAUUCGUUUCGUUCAGUUUGAGGAUACUGAUGUGGAAGCUUUGGCCGAGCCUUCUGCCGAGCAAUACGAGCUGCGUUUCGAGAAGCCCGGUAUCGUCCAGUAUGCCUUCAGUUUUCAGGGACAUGAGCAACUGGAGACGGAGGUCAAGAACUUGCCACAAACGGUGUACCAGCGUUUCCUGGCCGCGGAUAAUGGUUUGGCGCGAUCCGCUGGCAUAGCUCUACUAGAAAGACUGGUCCUAGUCAAUCCCCUGAUCAUCUAUAACACAAAUUUCGUGAAGGAAACCUCCUUGCUGGCCGUGGAUCGCUUGGCUUCCGUGAGGAAAUCUGCGCUGGAUACCAUAGAAACCCUGCUGGAGGCCUAUUCCAAUUGUUUCGCCCUGAUUUGUGUGUACUGCCGGAUUUGGGCUUGCUUAAUGAGCGAUGAGGAUGUGGCGCUCCAAAAACUGGCUAUUUCGAGCUUCGAUAAAAUGGUUUUGAAAAACAUUCAGCCCCUGGAGUAUUCCAACGAACCCAAGCACUUUAUGCCCUGGCGAAUCAUCAGCACCCUGCUGAUGACACAACCAAGAGCUUAUCUUCAGGAGAGGUUCGCUGUUUUACUGGAACGGGAACCCAUAGUAACACCCAGACUAGUAAACGUAAUUAUCUCACACUUAUCCACGUCCAUGGCCACCGAUGCCUGGGGAUUGCUGCUGUUCCUCUCCAGCCGGAUAACCAACAACAUGGACGCACUGAUUGGCAUAUUCAAUGGCCUCUCCUCCUACAACAUGAAGUCCAAUCAAUUUCUGGCCCUGCAGCUCAUCAUUGGCUGCCUGGGGAACUUCUCCAAGCCAGCACUUAAUCAGCUAUUCCAAAAACUCUUGAAUGCCCUGCGUACGGGCAGUAUUUGGCUGGGUAUCAUCUCGAGUGCCGUCAACUUGCUUAACCAGAUCCAUCACCUGUCCACCAGCCAGUCUCCUUCGACAGCCUCCGAGCUACCAGACUGGCAGCUCACUUUGCUGGAAGAUCUCACCGAGGGCAUUCUGACCAGUGCUCAAAAUUUCCAGGAGGAACACGCCCGCCUGCAGUGCUUGCUGGGUGCCUAUACAGAGCUAAUUGUGAUGGUGCCGCAGGAUGUGGACAAUCGGAUCGUGAGCAUUGUGUUUAAAUACCUGCAGGAGUGCACCAAGCUCAGUGAAUCGGAAUUCGAUUCGGAUAACGAGCGCAUGACCAACUGGAUGAUUGUGAUAGCUGGUCGUUUGUGCCUGAGGGAGAAUCAUCUGGCCAAUACCGCAUCCAAGCUGUACAGAACCAUUCUGACCAAAAACGACCGACCUCAGAUCAUCAACACCACUCUAAUAGCGCUCAACGAUCUCGGCAAAAAGCACCCAGCCAUUCUAGAGAGUAACUUUCAGGCGAUUCUGUCGAAGCUCCAUUCGAAAUUUGCCAUGACCAGAGUGCGCACUUUUCGGUGCGUAAAGGAUGUGAUUCUCUCCGGGAACAUCAAGCUCAAGGGUCCCAUUCUCAUAUCCAUGCUGGCUGGUCUGGUGGAUGAAAGUGCCGAGGUGGCCAGGGAGGCGGAUGCCUUCUUCACUCGCUACAAAAGAUUGUACAACAAAAUGUUAUUCGAUCACUGCCUGAAGGAGUGUCCCUUCGAUCUGAAUGGUCAGGCUAUUUUGAGGGGCGUGCGGACGGAUGGCAACUACAAAUCACCUCUCAAGGGUCCACAAAUGGCCAAAAAUCGUAGGUUGCUUUACAAUCACAUUAUGUCUUCGGUGGAUGAGAACGCGCUGUUGCUUUAUUUUGGCCAAUUAAAACUACUGGCAGAAAAAACCAGAGAUAGUGCUUUCAUCAAUAAUCCUGGCGCCCUAAUCGUGGUUCAGGAUAUGCUCUUCAUCAUGCGGCGCAUUUGUUAUUGCACUAAGGGAAAGGGAAAGGAGAAGAGCUCUCGGGGCGAGGGCGACAACAGCGAUGAAGGUGAAGAUGGGCCAUCGGAGGCACCACCACCACCACCUAGACCAGAAGCAGGAGAGGCAACGGCCAGAGGAAGAGGCCGAAAGGCGGACUUGUCCGAGGAACCACUCAAGCAACUGGAACGGUGUCUUCGCUAUGUGGAAGAAACCCAUCGCAAUCUUAAGUCCGUCAUGGAUCCCGAGCUCAGGCACACUUUUGAGUCCUUUUGCCGUGCGCUGGCCAUGAGAUUCCCCAACUACAUUGAGUUCGCUCAGCCCGCGCAGUUCUGGCAGAAGUUUAGAUCCUCAAAAGCUCCGAAAGGAAGCAAAAAGAAGCGACGACGCAUGGACGAGGAUGAAGACGAGUCUGAUGCGGAUCAGGAGUCGGGGAGCGACAGCGACAGUGAGAUGCCGCUGGACAGGCACAAAUCCACGCCGGCUGGCUCCCGUUUGUCCCAACGGAAAACCAGCUGCGAUAUGCUUGUUACGGAAUUGAUUUUCCAGCCACCCGACUGGUAGUUUCCAUUUUCUUGACCUUACCAACAGAAUUGGUUAAUUAUUUUGUUUUAUACAAAUCGAAUAUUGUAUUAUUUUGCAUUAUAUUUGUACAUAUCUUUAAGACCGAAAACCAAAAUUGAUUUGGUAAUUGUACU